AUGUCAAGCACCACCGAGAGUAGAAAGAAAGUACGAUGGAGUAGUACGGUCAAGCCCUCGCCCGAGGAGGUCGAAGCCGAAAGGAAACGCUCCCGUGAAGUGGCCAUCGAAGCACUCGAAGCGACACCGAGACCUAGCUGGGUGUGUUAUGAUAUGGUGUACGGAUAUCCCGUGACGAGUGAAUGGGUUGAGAAGGCUGCAAAAGAGAAAGGCGUGAAGACGGAUGAUUUCAGGCGUUGUGCGGACUGCGUCCUGACUAUAUUGCGGAGAAAGUCUCGCAUCAAUGAGCUUGAACUCUGCGCUCCGAAGAUGUAUGCAACGCCCCCGGACUUUGACAAUUGGCUUAUCACCUUCGGCGCUGACCACCACCUCCAACAACAGGGGCGGUGGCCCACGCUUGCUCAAAUCGAGAAGGUACGGAAGUUGAUCCGCGGAGAAGGGAGGCCUAUCUGGGUACCUGUGGCUGGGGGCUGGAUUAGCAUAUGA
Molecule: messenger RNA, 486 nt
Organism: Gloeophyllum trabeum ATCC 11539
Lineage: Eukaryota; Fungi; Basidiomycota; Agaricomycetes; Gloeophyllales; Gloeophyllaceae
Exons: 2
Coding region: 1-486 (161 amino acids)
Source: RefSeq, a predicted model, not a curated record